Molecule: messenger RNA, 306 nt
Organism: Rhizoctonia solani
Lineage: Eukaryota; Fungi; Basidiomycota; Agaricomycetes; Cantharellales; Ceratobasidiaceae
Product: C-4 methyl sterol oxidase
Exons: 2
Coding region: 1-306 (101 amino acids)
Source: RefSeq, a predicted model, not a curated record
AUGCCUCUUGAGAGCCAAGGUAGAUUCGAGUCUGAUACGGGGUCGCCAUAUAGCCAAGGUAUUGCGUCUCCGCCAAGUUUCGCCGGCUCUGAGGACUCGGUUCCUGCGCUAAACCUGUCUGGGUCUCCUUCCCCGAUGGGCCGACGAGUAUCACUGUUAUCAAACACGUCAAUCGCCGAUUCCGUUCCUGCGACUCCUACUGGCCACUUGAUCGAACAGACUAGAGUUGAUCACGACCCGGAUACAUCUCAUACCACCGCAUACAUUCGACUCCUUAUCCCAAACCGCGACUCCCCCUCCAACUAA